Molecule: messenger RNA, 2931 nt
Organism: Cyprinodon variegatus (sheepshead minnow)
Lineage: Eukaryota; Metazoa; Chordata; Actinopteri; Cyprinodontiformes; Cyprinodontidae
Gene: tmem168
Product: transmembrane protein 168
Exons: 5
Coding region: 207-2279 (690 amino acids)
Source: RefSeq, a predicted model, not a curated record
UGUGAGGAAACAAUCAUGGCGGCGCUCUGAAGUUUGGAGAGAAACUAAUAGUUUUAAAGCCGCUUUUAUGUUUUUAUUUAGUCUUUUAUCGAGUUUCUAUCAUUUAUGAUCAGAUGAAACAUUUGAUCUAAAGUAGAAACUUCUCCUCGCUGCUUCUUUUCUUUUUAAAUUUUAAAUCUAAACCAAAGUUUCAAUAGUUUGAAUCGAUGCUGCGGAGCCUCCAGGCGGCCCUGCUCCUCCUGCAGGAGGAGCAGCGGGAGGAGCAGCGGGGCGCGCGCUCCUCGCUCCGGUGGCUGGGUUACCUGUCCGGCCUCAACCUGUUGCUGGGUGUCUGUUUGGGGCUCUAUGACCGCCGGGGGGAAUCUGCGGUUCUUGCGGUUUUCAUUGCGGGGCUGCUGGUCCUCACAGCGGCGGCUUUUCUGCUCUGCUUCCUGCGGGCGGAGCGCCUCUGCCGGGCUCUCCUCCACCUGUGCACCGGCUUCCUGUUGGGGGUCCUCAGCUUCCCUGAGGCGCGCGCCCGGGGCGGUGAGCGCGCGGCCGACUACCUGCUGCUGUGCGGUGCGGUGCUGCGGGGCCUGCGGGCGCUGCUGGAGCGGCUGCUGGGAGCCGGCCGGCCCCGGGCCUCCUUCCUGACCUCCGCGGAGCGGCUGCAGCUGAUCGGCUUCGCGGCUUCCAGCGCCGCGCUGCUCGGCCAGGAGGCGCUGAGCGUCACGCUGCUGCUGGCGGCUCUGGCUGCGGUGAUGGUGACCCUGAGGACCAAGGCUCUGCUGGCUCUGCCCUGCCUGGCCUGCUUCCUUGGGGUCAGCGCGGGGAUGGAGGCCCUGAGCACCACCAGCCCCUCCGCCUUGUCCUGCUUCUUCAUCCAGAUCAUCUGCGACCCUCUGCUGGAUUCCUACUUCAGCGGCCUGUCGGUCACUGAGCGCUGGAGGUCCUUCCUGGUGUCCAGCGGCUUGAAGCGGCGCCUGGCUCUGCUGCCUCUGCUGGGGGUGGAGGUGACCUUCUUGGCCUUGGCCUCCAUCAGCUUCAUCAGCUCCAUCAGCCGCUCGGAGCGCCGGUACCUGCUGGUUCUGGUCUUUGCGCUCUGCGCGCCGCUGUGGGCCGCGUGCCACGCCGUGCUUCUGAUCACAGUUUGGGGAUUUCACAACAAGCUGAGCGACUGUCAGCGGCUGAGCUGGACUCAGAGCCCAGAGGACUCCAGCCUGGAGAAGAUCAUGGCCUCCAAGGGAAUGAGGCAUUUCUGCCUGAUCUCUGUGCGCCUGGUGACCCUGAGCCUGAUCUCCACCGCAGCUCUGGCUCUCCUCAGUUGGCAGGAGUCCAGUGGGAUCUUCAUGAGUCUGGUUCUGCUCCUCCUCCCCCUGGAGUCUCUGCUCCACGGACUCUUCUAUGAGCUGGGCAGCAGCCUGGGUGGAACCUGCGUGGGUUACGCCGUGGUCAUCCCCACCAACUUCUGCAGUCCUGAAGGUCAGCCGCUGCUGCUGCCGCCCGACCAGGUGAGCGAGCUGAACGAGCGCUCCACAGGGAUGCUGAAGAGCGUGCAGCGUUUCUUCGCUCACCACCUGAUCGAGAACUUCGGCUGCGACUAUUCCACGAGCGGGAUGAGCCUGGACGCCCUGCAGGCCAAGAUCAGGUCCUUCUUGGAGCUGCGCACGCCAGACGGGCCCCGCCAUGACACCUACGUCAUCUUCUACAGUGGCCACACGCACCGCAGUGGAGAGUGGGCCAUGGCAGGUGGAGACGUCCUCCGUCUGGAUCAGCUGUUGGAGUGGUGGCGGGAGAAGAACGGCGCCUUCUGCUCACGCCUCAUCAUCGUCCUGGACUGCGAAAACUCGUUGCCCUGGGUGAAGGAGGUGAGGCGCGUGGAGGGGCUGUACGCGGCUGUGCAGGGGGCGUCCCUCGCCCGGGUGGCUGACGUGGAGAAGCGGGAACGCCCGCAGCUCGGAGACUUCACCGCUCAGUGGGUCGACUACAACUGCAACCCCAACAGCAGCGUCCGGUGGUCCCACAGAGGCGGGGCGGUCUCCGCCGCCUAUGGCGUCUCCAAAGACUGGAGCGACUACACCCUACACCUACCAACAGGAAGUGACGUCACCAACCACUGGAGAAUGUACUUCCCUCGGCUGACCUACCCGGUGGUCCAGCUGGCGCUGUGGUGCGGCGGCCUGAACCUGCUGUGGAUCUGCAGCGCCUGUCUGCGCUUCCUGAGGAGAAUCAAGAUGAACUGGUUUCCACCGGCGGUACUGGACACGGAGCAGGGCUUCAAACUGGUCCGAUCCAACUGAACUGGUUCCACCGGCGGUACUGGACACGGAGCAGGGCUUCAAACUGGUCCGAUCCAACUGAACUGGUUCCACCGGCGGUACUGGACACGGAGCAGGGCUUCAAACUGGUCGUAUUUUGGACGCGGAUCCAAAUGGCGGCUGGUUUAAAAUGGCAGCUACUCUGCACCAAUCAGCAGCCGCGUUCUAAACUCUGUUAUUUUCAUUAGUUUGUUGGUUUUGAGAUGAAACUCUGAUGGUCGACUGAACUUUUUGCACAUUUUGACUCUAGAAUGUUUAUUUUCUCACAUGUUGCCUUUUGAAACUGACUCGGCUGUUUAACGCUGAACCAAAGUGACGCAUCUAUAUUUCUAAUAUCUUUUUAUCUGUGUUGAAAUAAUUCCUGUUCUACUUUUUGCAUUUUUUUCCGUCUUUGCUGAUAAAAAGCUCAGGUUUGCUGCUUUAAGACUGUUUUCUACGUUUUAUUUUUUAAAGAUUGACUGCAGCUCUUUGCUGUUAGUUCGACUGCAGGACUUUUAUGAACCAAAGGAAGAUUCUUUUUCUACAUUUUAUUGAUCUAUGCAAUGUUUUAGAAUAUGUUGUGAUAAGUGGGGAGAAAAUGGGCUGUUUGUUUUACUCUGAGCAAUAAAAGUGGAACUUUACUGGUUUGUAAUGA